AUGCCGCCGCCAGUGAUGGUGAAACGAAAGGAGAGCAUCUCGAUGAUGCGGCGUUUCAGCCGGCAAAUCUCAGAUGACGAGCCAGAGAUCACAGCCAUGAGAUUAGGCUCGCGAAAGGCUGUGACAGCUACGGACUUCGAGAUCCGUACUCGCAGCGAGUCUCGAGAUUCGCGGAUCUCCUCGAAAGCUCCUCCGGCGGACCUCGCGGCACGCCGGCCAUCUCUGACCAAAGAUCUGGAUCAGCUCAUGGAGAAUCUGAAAAAAGAUCCGACAGAGGAAGGCUUCUCGCAAUCGGAAGUUUCGCGGCUCUACUCUGGUUUCAGGCGUUUCAUGAUGCCAGGGAGUAUUGACGUCCACAAAGAUGACGUGUUCGAGCUGCUGACAUUUCUGGGUUGCAUCUUCCUGAAUGCGACAGAGGUGCGAACUCUGAUGGAUGCCUGGUAUCAUUGGGGCCUAAGAAUGGCCUAUAAAGUAGGGGGGGGGGGGGGGGGGGGGNNAGGGGGCGGGGCGGUGGUGUCAACCCCGCAUAGCCUGUACUGGAUGGCACGCUGA
Molecule: messenger RNA, 552 nt
Organism: Symbiodinium pilosum
Lineage: Eukaryota; Dinophyceae; Suessiales; Symbiodiniaceae
Source: the annotation of a GenBank genome assembly